This is a messenger RNA of Chinchilla lanigera (long-tailed chinchilla), 1912 nucleotides long. It is a transcript of the gene Ttc38, whose product is annotated as tetratricopeptide repeat domain 38. NCBI's taxonomy places the organism in Eukaryota, Metazoa, Chordata, Mammalia, Rodentia, Chinchillidae. The transcript has 14 exons. The record is from RefSeq and is a predicted model, not a curated record. Gene Ontology annotation, molecular function: protein binding. Bases 92 to 1543 code for a protein of 483 amino acids.
CCCCGGCCAACCCGGGCCAGUUUCCGCCAAGCCGCGGAGGUGAGAGAUCGCCUUCCCCGAACCCCGAGCCCCGUGCCGGAUCUCGUGGACCAUGGCCGUAUCCUUGCCGCUGCGCGACUGCCAGGCAUGGAAGGAUGCCAAGCUCCCGCUCUCCACCACGAGCAACGAAGCCUGCAAGCUGUUUGAUGCCACCGUGACCCAGUAUGUAAAAUGGGCCAAUGACCAGAGUCUCGGCGGCAUGGAGGGCUGCCUGGCAAAGCUCAAAGCAGCAGAUCCUAACUUUGUCAUGGGCCAUGUCAUCUCCAAUGGCCUCGUGCUCAUUGGCACCGGAAACUCGGUGAAGCUGGACAAAGAGCUGGACCUGGCUAUGAAGACCAUGGUGGAGAUUUCGAAAACCCAGCCGCUGACGCAGAGGGAGCAGCUGCAUGUGUCUGCAGUGGAGACAUUUGCCAAGGGGAACUUCCCAAAAGCCUGUGAGCUGUGGGAGGAGAUUCUUCGGGACCACCCGACAGACAUGUUGGCCCUGAAGUUUGCCCAUGACGGCUACUUUUACCUGGGUUACCAGGAACAGAUGCGCGAUUCUGUUGCUCGAGUUUACCCCUUUUGGACACCUGAUGUCCCCCUUAGCAGCUAUGUGAAAGGCCUCUACUCUUUUGGACUGAUGGAAACCCACUUCUACGAUCAGGCAGAAAAACUUGCCAAAGAGGCAGUCUGGCCUGUGGCUGCAUCUCCACCCUGCCCGGGCCUGCAGGCUCUCUCCAUCGAGCCCACGGACGCGUGGUCUGUGCACACCGUGGCACACGUGCACGAGAUGAGGGCGGAGGUCAAGGCCGGGACGGAGUUCAUGCAGCGCUCGGAAAGCCAGUGGAAGGACUCCGACAUGCUUGCUUGCCACAAUUACUGGCACUGGGCCCUGUACCUGAUUGAGAAGGGUGAGUACGAGGCGGCGCUGACCAUCUACGAUGACCACAUCCUGCCCCGCCUGAAGGGCAGAGGUUCCGUGCUGGACGUGGUGGACAGCUGCUCCAUGCUCUUCCGCCUCCAGAUGGAAGGGGUGUCCGUGGGCCAGCGGUGGCAGGAUGUCCUGCCUGUGACACGGCCUCACACCCAGGACCACAUCCUGCUCUUCAAUGAUGCCCACUUCCUGAUGGCCUCCCUGGGCGCCCAGGACCGGCAGACCACGCAGGACCUGCUGACUGGCCUGCAGGAAGCCAGCAAGUCCCCAGGGGAGAACUGCCAGCACCAGCUGGCCCGAGACGUGGGGCUGCCCCUGUGCCUGGCCAUGGUGGAGUUCAAGGACGGGAACCCAGACCGCGCACUGGAGCUGCUCCUGCCCAUCCGCUACCGCAUUGUCCAGAUGGGGGGCAGCGAUGCCCAGAGAGAUGUCUUCAACCAGAUGCUGAUCCACGCAGCCUUGAACUGCACCUCCAGCGCCCACAGGAACGUGGCCCGGAGCCUUCUGAUGGAGCGCGACGCCUUGAAGCCCAACUCGCCCCUGACCGAGCGGCUCAUCCGCAAGGCGGCCGCCGUCCACCUCAUGUAGUGACCGGCGGAUGGGUGCAGGGCUGCACGGGCCUGGGGUGGCCUCCCUGCACUAGAACAGCCCUGCUGGGUUAGGGUCAGGAGACAGGCCUGCUUGUUUGGGUUGGCAGAGUUUUACAGAGAGGGAGAGCAAAUUAAUUUUCAAUGUGAUUUAGAAUUUUCUUCCAAUCCUUGCUAAGGUCCAGUGUGCAUUUUUGUGGGUGGGAUUAGCCCUGUACUUGCUACACAAGUGCUCUAUUGCUCAGCUGCAAUACCCCUCAAGCACUUUUUGAGAUAGGGUCUCACUCAGUGACCCAAGCUAGCUUCGAACUUGCAAUCUUCCUGCCUCAGCCUCCCAAGUAGCUGGAAUUAAAGCAAUGUACUACCACCA